AUGGAUUCGCCCGAAAAACUGUUCAACCUCGAAGACAAAAUAGCCGUUGAUAUGACACAUGACAAAAUAUACGAGGAGUUCAAAGAGGAUAUCGCCUAUCUCAAUGAAGCCGUAGAAAAGUAUUUGGAGGGAAAGGUGAGAAUAUCGGCAAUUCAGUGAGAAUAUAUUGUUCUUUUUAGCCGACGAGCACUGAAGCCAUCGCAAAAAUUGCUCGUCUUCGCAGAAACACAAGACUGUGCCAUUAUGCGACUGCUCAAAUCAGAAAAGAAGUGGCCGAGAGAAUGGAGCUGGUGGAUGCGAAGCUUUUACAAUUGCAAAACGUGACCAGCGAAGUGCAGCACAUUCAGAAGGAAAUAGACAGGUGUCUGGACUUUAGCGCCGGCGACGAGGACCUCGAGCUGAUUUCUGUCGAGGAAUUCUAUCAGCAAGCACCCGAGUCUCUGUCGAAACGGGAAGAAACUAUGGGAAAUGUGCAUGAGCAGUACAUGGCAAGACUGAAGUUUGAGAACGAUCAGAGAAGAGAGUAAGUCGCGAACAAAUCGGUGGACUAGCAAAUACAAUCAUCGAGCUUUUUAGUUUGUUAUCAAAUCUUCAAGAACUGGAAGGAAGAAGAAACGUGCUGCAGAGUGAUAUUCGAGGCAAGGAAGUACGUCUUCAGGGAUUGAAGCCCAAAUUGGAAGAUCUCGCGAAAGUCGCCGAACCUGUCUUCGAUAUGGUUGGAGCCAAAUUCAAGGACCUGAACAUUGGCGAGGAACAGAGACAACUCUCACUGACUCUUCCGGCUCCUCUCGCAGUCACCCACAUCCAUGCGACUGCUUACAAAGAAAUUCACGAUGGUAAAGAGAGUUCUAGUGCAAUCAGUCCAAUUCCUUUUUUCAGACAGACUAUUUGACUUCCGUAUUGUUGGCAACAACGAUUCGGUAAAGCUGUCGAAGGAAGAUUCGGAGCCGAAGAGAAGACGGAAGGAGGACGAGACAACGCAGCAGAAAAUCAACGAGAUGGCUGCGAAGAUGUUCGAUGUGCAUCCGAUGAGUCUCGAGUUCGACAUCGAGUCGGCCAACAGUAAAAAUAUGAAUAAGAAAAACUUCCAAAUGAAAAUGUUUCAGAUGACUUGAAAGUGACGAUGAUCAUUCAGUAUCUUACCGAAUUAAAAGUGACCACUGCCAAGUGGCAGACGCACGAAAGUUCGACGGGAAGUAGGAGAUCAUCCCUUUUCUCGGCGGACACUCUCAUGUCCGAUCUGUUCGACGGAGAUACAGGAGACAAAUGCCCGAACAAAGUGGGAGAACUGAAAAUUGAUCAUCUCAAGUGAGAGUGUUUCUUUCAUUUUCAUCAAGAUUCAAAAUUCUGCCUUCAGACUGAACUUCGAUUCCACUGCCAAACACGUCGGAAAACCGUAUAAAUUCGUCCAAGAGCUCUCCGGAGUCGAUGGAGAAACGGGUGGACUAGCUGUUACUGAGCAUUUGAGAAAGGUCGUCAAAGCGAUUCGAGAUAGAAUAUCCAACCGAUUCGUGCUUGAUAACAUCAUCAGAAUGCUCGAAUCAAAGAAGACGGACGACCUCAAUAUCGAAUCGGACGUUAAAAUCGUGUCUUUCAAGCAGUGCGACGACGAGGCAUUCAUCGCCUCCAUCCCGAUUUCUUUGUCUGAAUCUAUCGCAAAAGCCAAUUCUUCGGACAGAUUUUCCUAUAAAAUCGAGUUGGAAGACACGGGAAACAAAAAGUGAGACAUUGAGCCUGCGAUGUUACUUAUAAAGCUAUUCUUCAGACUAACUGCAUUCAUAUCUGUGCCUGCUGAUUAUCCACGUCACACGGCACUCUUCGGUCUCGUCGCUCCAGAAGGUUCCAAUGACGAUACGGUCAAAGAAAUCGAAGAACGUCUGCACAACGAAGCGGAUUAUGUCGACGAUGAGAACAGCCUGAAAGAGCAGUUGACUAUUCUCGCUAAGCACGUCGACCUCUCCUAA
Molecule: messenger RNA, 1964 nt
Organism: Caenorhabditis sp. 36 PRJEB53466
Lineage: Eukaryota; Metazoa; Nematoda; Chromadorea; Rhabditida; Rhabditidae
Source: the annotation of a GenBank genome assembly